Fukomys damarensis (Damara mole-rat) is the source of this 6116-nucleotide messenger RNA. It is a transcript of the gene Wdr72, whose product is annotated as WD repeat domain 72. The coding region runs from base 29 to 3478 and encodes 1149 amino acids. Gene Ontology annotation, cellular component: cytoplasm. The record is from RefSeq and is a predicted model, not a curated record. Lineage: Eukaryota; Metazoa; Chordata; Mammalia; Rodentia; Bathyergidae. Gene Ontology annotation, biological process: protein localization to plasma membrane. The transcript is spliced from 18 exons. Gene Ontology annotation, molecular function: protein binding.
UCCUCUAUGUAUCCAGGACUCUGGCGGCAUGAAGACCUCCCUUCAGGCGGUGGCACUGUGGGGAAAGAAGGCCCCUCCACACAGCAUCUCUGCCAUCAUGAUCACCGACGACCAGCAGACCAUUGUGACCGGAAGCCAGGAGGGUCAACUCUGCCUCUGGAACCUCUCAUCUGAGCUGCAGAUCUCAGCUAAAGAACUCCUCUUCGGUCAUUCAGCAGCUGUGAGGUGCCUGGCCCGUGCGGGGGACUUCUCCAAACAGCCCUACGUCGUGAGCGCUGCUGAGAAUGGGGAGAUGUGUGUGUGGAACGUCACCAGCGGACAGUGCGUGCAGCAGGCCACCCUCCCCUACAGGCACACGGCUAUCUGCUAUUAUCACUGCUCCUCCCGGAUGGCAGGCGAUGGCUGGCUGCUGUGCUGCGGGGAGUACCAGGAUGUGCUGGUCAUGGACGCCAGGACUCUGGCCGUGGUCCACGCGCUGGCAUCCUCUCAGUGCCCAGACUGGGUCACCUGCAUGUGCAUCGUCCACUCCGUGAGGGUCCAAGAAGAUUCUCUGCUGGCUGUGACAGUGACCGGGGAUCUCAAAGUGUGGGACCUCUCCUCAGCUAUCAACAGCAUCCAGGAAAAACAAGAUGUCUAUGAAAAAGAAUCCAAAUUUCUGGACUCCAUGAACUGCCAGACGAUACGAUUUUGCACGUACACAGAGAGACUUCUGUUGGUGGUGUUUCCUAGGUGUUGGAAGGUGUAUGAUUACUGCGACUUUUCCCUCCUGUGGUCGGAGGACAGCAGCAGCGGGAGUCUCUUUGCGGGAGGAGAGGUGCUGGCGGCCCACAGGGUCCUCAUCUGGACCGAAGACGGCCGCAGCUACAUCUAUCAGCUGCUGAACAGUGGGCUUUCCAAAAGCAGCAACCCAGCCGACGGGAGGCUGCUAAAAGAGACCGUUUAUCCACAUUUACUGUGCUCUGCUUCCGCGGAGGAAAAUCAGAGCCUUCCCUUUGUCAUGGGCUACAUGAAUGAAAGGAAGGAACCUUUCUACAAGGUGCUGUUCUCUGGAGAAGUGUCAGGAAGGAUUACUCUGUGGCACAUCCCUGAUGUUCCGGUGACCAAGUUCGAUGGUUCUCCAAGAGAGAUCCCGAUCACCACCACCUGGGCCCUUCAAGAUAAUUUUGAUAGGCAUCAGACACUGUCACAAAGCAUCCUGGACAGGUUCUCUGGGUCUGGGGAUGAGGCCGGGGCUCCGGCUGUCACGACAUCAGAGUAUGUGCCCAGCCUGGACAGACUCAUCUGCGGCUGCGAGGAUGGUGCCAUCUUUGUCACACAGGCGCUGAAUGUGGCCAGAGCAGGGCUCCUGCAUAGCGGUUCUGUGCCAGAUUCCCCAGCUCACAAAGUCCUUAAUGGCCACCAGCACAGUGUGACUUCCUUACUGUACCCUCAUGGCCUCUCUUCAAAGUUGGACCAAAGCUGGCUGCUGUCAGGAGACCAGAGCUCAUGCGUCAUCCUGUGGGACAUCUUUACCGAAGAAUUGUUGCAUACUUUCUUUUUGGAAGCAGGGCCAGUAACGAGUCUUCUGAUGUCACCAGAGAACUUCAGACAAGGCGUGUUGCUGUCUCCCAACGACUGGACCGUGUGCUGUGUGUGCGGUGACCACUCGGUAGCCCUCCUGCACCUGGAAGAGAAGAGGUUCCUCCUGCAGGCCCGGAAGCACCUCUUCCCUGUGACUGCCAUCAAAUGGCACCCGGUGGAGAACUUCCUGAUUGUUGGGUGCGCCGAUGACUCUGCCUACAUCUGGGAGAUUGAAACAGGCACUUUGGAAAGACAUGAGACAGGAGAAAGAGCGAGAAUUAUUCUUAAUUGCUGUGGUGCCUCGCAGCUUUUGACGCCUGAGCCGGCACCGUCAGCCCCCUGGGAGACCUGGAGGCACGGAAGUGUGGAGCAGGGGCUCCUGGGCUGCCCCGGUCUGCAGGCAGAGGCCCUGUGGCAGGCUGCAGAGCCCGAGGCCUCCCAGAGGCCCUUUAACAUCUUGCCCGUGAAGACCAAGUGGAGCAGCGUUGGCUUCCACGUCCUUCUGUUUGACCUGGAGAACCUCAUGGAACUUCUGCUGCCCGCUCCACCGAGCGACACUGGCCCCUCGGGCUCCUUCCACGGCAGUGAGCUGCUGCGAAGAGCCAGGAGCACGGUGGGCAGGAAGACGCUGACCACGAAGAGGAGCGGAGCCGCCAGCCCCCCAGAGCCCCAAGCCCCUCCAGCGGCUGUUGGCCCGGCCCAGGGCAAGGAUGCCAUCACCUUCCUGGAGGAAAGCCAGGGCAUUAAGUGGCAGAAGAAGACUAAAAGCUCCCGGAAGAUGCUUCCUCGGCCAGCACGACGGGUGAACACCAGCCUCACCCUGGACACAGCAAAGCUGUUCCUGUCAUGCCUCCUGCCCUGGGGUGUGGAUCCGGAAUUGGACCAUCUCUGCACCAGGCACCUCAAUAUCCUGAGGCUUCAGGGGCCUGUCUCUUUAGGCCUUGCUUCCAACAAGGGCCACUUCUCCCUGAUGCUGCCAGGGGGUGAUUUGUGCAGCCCCGAAACAAAGACAGAGCACUCAAGGGUGAAUUUGUUUUCCAGAAAAGUUUUGGACUUGUCAAAUAAAUACACAGCCACUCUGCCAAGCUCCCUGGGGACAUCAAGAGGACUGGAAGACGAUUGUGACUGUUUGCAAGAGUCCAACACCAUCACUUAUCUAGUGAGCAGACUGUUUUUAGUUAAUAAGUUAGUUAACAUGCCUUUAGAAUUGGCCUGCAAAACUGACAGAUCCUUCAAAGUGAACUCUAUACAUAAUAAGGUGAAGAGUCCUGUGAAUGAUAUUUUGAAUAUCUCAAGCUUCUAUGGUUAUACAAGAAAUGGUAAGACCAACUCUCUGAUUCCUGAGGCUGACCUUUCCCUCGUGAAGUUGAUUUCUUGUUGGCGAGACCAGUCUGUGCAGGUAACUGAAGCGAUACAAGCUGUCCUGUUGGCCGAGGUUGAGCAGCACAUGAAGAGUCUGAGGAAGACCCCAGCGGACAGUUGUCCUGUGUCCCUGGGGCAGACAGACAGCAGGGACAGGGUGCCAGCCCCGCCUGAGGUGGACCGGCCUGAGGUGGACCUGGAGCUACAGCCCGUCUGGAGCGCUUGGCAGCAGUGCUUUGCCGUGGGUCCUACGGAGCAUGACAGCAGCUCAGAGGUGGCCCACUUCCAGGGCUCGGAGGCUGCACCUGACAGAUGCGUCCUGGAAGGAUCUGAGAAUCCAGGUGAAAGCCGUUUACAAACAGUCGAGUAUGAAAUGAUGACUCUGACACUGAUUUGGGGCCUGGGGGCUGUAGUGCUGUUUUCUCUUAGCAGCUGCACUGUCAAAUUAAUGGUCACCUCCAGAGGUCAUGGUGCGGAGCAGUUGUCUCCCACUUUCCUCAGGAAAUCAGUCGGAGGAGGACCAAGGCCGGUGGCCGAGAGCUGCUCUCGCGAUUAGUUCAUUGUCGUCCAUUUUAGGCUGAACGUGUGGAGACUGGGAACCAGAGAAGUUGACAUUUUAAAUACUUCAGAUAAAGAGACUGGAAAGUGGGGCACCCACCCCGGGGAGGUGGGCGGGGCGCGCAGCCUGGCCCUCACUGAGCACCAGUGGGCCUCCUGGAAGGGGCAGCAGCGGGACGCAGUGUGCUGUCCAACAGACACAAGGUGGCAACGCUGCCUCACGCACGCAGCUGUGCACGGUGUCACUGCCACUUGCGGAAGGUCCUGCCAGACGCACUUGAGCAGGCGUCUUUGCUUCCGGUUUUGGUGUGUUUUACACUUGCCUCAUCUUAAUGAUCAGUCAGCUAAAGGAGAGUCUCGUACAUGCUGCCCGACAUUUGGGGUCGCGCCAGAGCCCUGGUGCCAGGAGGUCCCUUAUCACUGGACGCUGAGCCACGAGGGGCUGCUGCUGCCCCACUGCAUCUGGCCCUUGGUCAGGCCUCUCUCGGCCUCUGUGCUCGCCUGUUUCCUGCCUUUGAUCCGGCCUCUCCACGGCCUGUCAGCUUGGUUAAGAGAUUUCCAAAUGCUGCAUCCUUCCCUGACGGCGCCAGCUGUCAGCAGUCCCCUGCUCCUUCCCUGAGAUUUAAUUUUCAGGGAGAGGUGUGGCCUGAAAUCUGUGUCAGGUCUCCAACGUGGUCUCGGGAACCCGUAGGCCCAGUGUCGGCGGCUUCGCACACGGACCCCAACCACACCAGAUUCCUCCAGAGACGGUGCGGCCACUCCAGUGCCCGGCCUCAGCCACACCUCUGCCCGGCGUGCACGGCCCCAAGAGACGGCCUCACUGCUGACCAGGGAAAGUCUCUUGUGGGAUUCACCCAUCUCUGCCCUCACGGCCAGAAGGAAAGUGUGAUUCACCUCACUGACAAGGGGUGCAAGUGGUGGUGUCCAGCAUCUGUGAUAAAAGCUGUAUUUAAAUUACUUUUAGUUUGGACUCAGAUUGUCUCAUUCUGCAUAGGUUUCCACAGUGUCUUAAUAAACUGUUUCCCGUCAACCCUUUUGUCAGGCAGUCACAUCCGGGAGGCAAGUGUUUGCCUUAGAGUUCAUUGCUUUUGACAAGAGCAGAGCAGCUCUGGGCCUCUGCAGAAGGAGAAGGCAUCUCCCUCCUCCCUGUGCAGGCCCAAGACUGCAGUGAGAUUCAGACAAGAGCGAACCCUGCCUGGCCGAUGCAAACAAAGGGACAUACCCAAAACAGAAAGAUGCACCCUAACUUCCAGAGUGAGCAUCUCCCGUGCCUCAGCCAUCAUCAUGCUGGUAAUAAAGAAUGAAUCGCUCCAGCUCUUUCCUCUGUCCAUCCCUGAAUUUUAAGACAUCUUGCCUUAUAGGCCUGCAAACCUCUGGAGGCUUCAGGACUGGUCUCACUGCCUUCCACCGAGAAUUUGUGGCUUGGUUGUCAUGGAGACAUCGUAUUUCUCCAAGAAUUGCUCAUAUUGAUCCGUGGCCAGGCGUAAAUGGCCAGGCGAGUGUGAGGAAUGGGGGCUGGGCCAUCCUCGAAAAUGACCAGGGCUGUAGGUUGAAAAUCAGCUCAUGGCAAACACUUAGGUAAAAAGAAAGAAGCAGUUUGAUUUUGUUUCAGCGUUUCUUUCUGCACUUUGGGCCAUUGUCUUCAUCCACAAGGGACCAAAAGAAACUUGUUAGCCGCUUGUCAUGUCAGAUCUUUGGUGCUGGUCCUGACACAGCUGUCAGCCUUCGGCUCAGUGCAGUUCAGGGACGCACAACAAAGCGGCAGUGACAUGAAUUAUUUAUGGCUCCUCAUGUGGAUAAAAUUCUGUGAUAAGAAAUUAAGACACUUCUGAAAGAGGUGCUUGUUUAGGAAGAAAGAUUUUGAUGAGAGAGUAUUUCCUUCAAGUCAAGACGUGUGGUAGGUAACAUUCUUACAAUGGAGCCCAGAGGAAGAUACGUUUUGUAUUUCUGGAAUGAAUUUGGUUACCUAGAGGACUUUCUGGAACUGUGAAAAUGUAGCUGUUCACUUUUCAGUGUCCCAAAGUGAACCUCAGAAUAUCAGGGAUCUAAACUGACCACGUGUGAGUGCUGCUUGUCUGGAACACAUUAACCGUUGUAGUUAAAAGAAAAAACCAAAUUGGGGGAUUUUCAAGGGUGACAUCAAACCAGUAAGGGUGCUACAGAACCAAAACUUGCAAUUUUGUUCAUUGGUAAUUCAUUGUAUGGAAAGGGGCUGGUUUAAAUCUGAAUGCAACAUUCUUAACAUUUCCAACCAGAAUAUUAGCACUCAUUGGAAAUUCCUUAUAACAUUUUCAUGUACGUGAAGAUCCCCACUUACAGAGUUGAAGUGGUCAGUCUUCUGGCUGUAAAGAGUAUUGACCUUACAGAGUUCUAGCUAUGCAAUGUUAAAUGACUAUAUAUUUAUUACAUUAUUUCACAUGAAUAGGGCACAGCAUACAGAAAACGAGAGAUCAUUUUCCACACAAGCACAGCUCACCAGCAUUACUUCAUAUGCUGUUCUUUCCAGACAAAGGCUUUUCUUUGUGGUCCCCUAGCCAUCUUGUGUAGCACUUAGAACUUCAGUUGCUAAUACAACUCAUUUGCAUAUCCAGAAAUCAAGGAUACUUAAGCACAGAAAAACUAAAGUAGAAAAUUUU